CGCAUCCCGCCCGCCCGGCCGGCCGGCAUCCCUCGGCCGAGGGGCGGCGGUCACCGUGAGCAGCGCCGCUUCCAGCGCCGGGCAGCCCCGGCGCCGCGGGGAGACCGAGGGACACGCCGCUGCCGCUGACCUGUUGAAAGAGCCGGGCUCCGUGGGGGUUCCUUUCUCUUGGUGUUGGGUAUUUUUAUUUUUAUUUCUUUUCUUUUUCCUCCUCGACGAGGGAAGUUUGCUCCCCAGACUGUGGCUCGGCUUCCUCCACACCCUUUCCUCCACCUCCUCUUCCUCCUUUUUUCCAGGAUCCGCCGCUUGGGGCCAGAAGUUCUUUUCCUCUUGCCCGCGAGCCCCGGCCCCCAGCCGCCGCCAGCUCUGGAGCUGGGGACGCCCCUCGGUCCCCCCGCCUCCCGCAGGUGCUGGCCGCGGGCUCCGGGCUUGCCCGCUCCCCAGCGGCGGUGGGACGGCCCCGGGAGGGCUGUAGCCCCUCGGCGGCGGGGGGUCCCCGCGCUGCCCGGCCGCCACCAUGUCGAAAGUGGCGGCGGAAAGUUGCGGGGCGGCGCCGGCCGAAGACUUGUCCAAGGUGUCGGACGAGGAGCUGCUCAAGUGGAGCAAGGAGGAGCUGAUUCGCAGCCUCCGCCGAGCUGAGGCCGAGAAGAUGAGCGCAAUGCUGGACCACAGCAACCUCAUCCGGGAGGUGAACCGCCGCCUCCAGCUCCACCUCGGCGAGAUCCGCGGCUUGAAGGAUAUCAACCAGAAGCUGCAAGAAGAUAACCAAGAACUGAGAGACCUUUGCUGCUUUCUGGAUGAUGACAGGCAGAAAGGCAAGAAGGUGUCCCGAGAAUGGCAGAGACUGGGCCGGUACAGUGCUAGUAUUAUGCACAAAGAGGUUGCCUUAUACUUACAGAAGUUGAAAGAACUGGAAGUGAGACAAGAAGAAGUGGUUAAGGAGAAUCUGGAGCUGAAAGAAUUGUGUGUGUUGCUGGAUGAGGAGAAAAGUGGUGGAGCAGGCAGCCGGAGCUCUAUCGACAGCCAGAUCAGCCUGUGUCAGUUAACCGCGACGAGUGCUUACAUUAGAGAUGUGGGUGAUGGGAGUAGUACUUCUAGCACAGGAAGUACAGACAGUCCAGACCAUCAUAAACAUCACCCAAGUACUAGUCCAGAACAUCUUCAAAAAGCUCGGGGAGAGGGAAGCCCUGAGCACCAGAAACACAGGAGUAUCAGUCCAGAGCACCUCCAGAAGCCUAGGAGUUCUGGCAGUCCUGAUCAUCACCUGAAAGGGCCAAGUCCAGAACAUCACAAAACUAUUAUCAAAGCAUCUGAACAACAAAAGCACAGCAGCAGCAGCCCAGAAACUCUGCCAAAGCAUGUUUUGAGUAGUAGCCCUGAACACUUUCCAAAGCAGAGGCCUGGUAGUAGCCCUGAGCAUCAAAAGCACAGCAGUGGCAGCCCAGAUCAUCUUCAAAAGCACACACCAAGUGGAAGUACAGAACAUCUCCACAAAGUGAGGGGUACAAGCCCUGAGCAUCUCAAACAUUACGGAGGGAGCCCAGAGCAUCUCAAACAUCUCAGUGGAGGCAGCAGAGAAGGUACCCUCAGGAGACAAGUAACAGAUGACCUGUCACCUCACCACAGAAGUAUAUACAAUGGAAUGAAUGAAUCAACCUUGUCCUAUGUUAGGCAGCUGGAGGCAAGAGUAAGACAGCUGGAGGAGGAAAAUCGCAUGCUGCCCCAGGAUCCCAGUAGGAUGCCAGGAGGGGCGGAGGGGAGUUACUGCUCUGCAAACGAGCCAGCUAGCAUCAGUGGACAUGGCUCAGCCUCUCAGCAGUCUGACUCAGUGGUAAAUGCUCUGAAGGUUUUCUUCAGCAAAGGCUCAAAGGAACUGGGUUAUUUUCUCAUCUCUUGCACAGAAGGAUGGAAGGACCUUGGGUUCAUUCUGCCUUUGCUCAUCAGCUGUAGGAUCUGGGCCAGGUGUUGUCUCUUCAGGAUGUGGACUUCCCAGGAUCCAGCUGGUUGUGUGGAGGAAACUUGGAGAUGCUGCAGGGUCAUGCCCUGGAAUUAGACAACAUUUGUCAGGAAAUCAGUACAAAGGACCUAUGUAAAAGGCCCUGAGCAAGUCCUCUCAGAAGAGAAAGUGUUUGAACUGCCAGUGAUGGAGAAAGAACUGACUGUGUCCACAGCGACUUCCCAGCUGACGACGGGGUGUCUGUAUGCACUAUGUGAGACUUGGUUGGAACUGGUGGAGAGUCUGCACAGAGGUCUUUCAGAGGAGCCAUGUGGGCAGUGUCCCCCAGUUCUGCUGUGUCAGUAUCCUGGCUAGUGAAAUGCUGCUGCCACAUUGUCACUUCAACAAACCACACUUAGGACUGAGGUAUUGCCAUCCUUGCUAAAAUAUAAUUAGAGUUCUGCAGGAGUUACAUGAAAUAAGUUUUAUUUUGCUUAGUUACAGUGAAUCUCUAGUAAGUCUGAAUGAAUUUUCCACUGGAUUUAACUGAAGUUGUUCACCAGACGGGAGAGACAUUGAUAAACUGUGCCUUUGGUCUCCGUGGUUUUGAGAAGGUCACUUCUAGGUUACUCACACUUCAGUCUGUAAAAUACUGGUUAAAGGUGCUUAGGCAAUUUCCAGAUUAUUUUUUUGCUUUGGUAGAAUACCUGUCUUUGGAGGUGCUAAAAGACCAUAAAGUCUCCUAACCAGCCAGUAGUGUAGCAUAACUACAGUACUUGUAGUGAAACACAAUUUCUUUCUAAAUGAAAGUAAAGCUAGCUUUCUUUUCCAUUCACUUGGAUGCACAUCUUCUGAAGAUGUGUAUGAUGUCUGCUGCCCUUUAAUGAACAAGCUACUUAGGUAUUACUAUUACAGGUCUCCAAUCAGAAUUUCCAUCAGUUGUUUUUGGAAAGUAUUUUCCAGUUGUAAGGAUGCUGCUUUCUACUGUUUAAUUUUGAGACAUGCUGGUUUAUUUAACAAAAGCCUAUAAGGAUCUAAAAGAUUGCACUGCAUUAAAAAAAAGCUUUUCUCGCUACUGUAGUGUUCUUUCAAAGAAAAAGGUUUUAUUAUACUUGGAGCAUGUCUUUCAAUACUAGGAGGCAGAAAGCUCUUCUUCAGAUCACCUCAGAUUUGACCAGACAGCACCCUAGAUGUGCUUAGUUUAUUUUUAUCUAUCUGUCUGAUACUAUUUGUGUGUAUUGAACUGCGAUGAUAGGUAUUUUGUGUAUAUCUAAAAGCAAUGAUAAUUUCAUGUAUGAAUGUGCAACAGGCUUGUGACUGAAUGCUGUUGCUUAACUUUUUAUCAUAGCUGAGCAUCAAACAGACUAAUAAAAGUUAAAAAAAAUAGGAAUGCAACAAUUGCUGGGUUUCUGGUUUGUUCUUGGUUGCUAAGAUUUGGGCCAAAGUCAGAAUCUCUGUUUCCUCUCAGCUUGCAACAUGCUGUAUUUGUGGGCUAUUUGCAGUGGAAUGUAGCUUGGUCACUGUACAACCUUUUGUUAUAUAGGUGUAUGAUGUAAGCUGCUAAUUGUCUUCAGAAAAAGUGUGUUAAUUUGCAGCUGUAGUUAUUUUGGUUUCUGUUGUUAUUUUUACUUGGUACCAUUUGACAUAAGGCUUCUGAUCCAGCAUUGCUUUCUAAGACAAAAUUCCUGUUCACCCCAUCUCCUUGAGUUGGAAAAGCAGAAUCCUGCCUUCCAGUUUGAAACAUUGCACUCUUGCAUAUGUUCUUAUAUAUUACCCAGCCCAAACAGUUGUCUGUUACCUUUACAUGUUGUUUUCUCCCAUACAUGUUGUUUGCAUAGUUAAACUUAAAUUGUUGUAUUCCUAUAUAUAUAUAUGUAUGAAAAAAGUAAGACUUGUACUUGUGCCUGCAGAAUGUAUGUGCAGGGGCUAAUUUGAGGGACAGUGGUCUUUUGACAUUACACUUGUGUAAAUUUUGAUACUGUAUUAAAGCUAUUUUUUUACAGUUCUGCAUACAAUUGGGUAUCAAGUAUCUGUGUUCAUCUUAACAAUGGUAAUAAAUUAUAGAAUCUUA
Molecule: messenger RNA, 4007 nt
Organism: Apus apus (common swift)
Lineage: Eukaryota; Metazoa; Chordata; Aves; Apodiformes; Apodidae
Gene: CCDC85A
Product: coiled-coil domain containing 85A
Exons: 6
Coding region: 518-2053 (511 amino acids)
Source: RefSeq, a predicted model, not a curated record